GUCACCUCUUAGUCAUUAUGUCUUUCCUGGAAGAGAUGUACUUAUCUUACAUCAAUUACAGAUGCUGAUGUUGCUGGGUACGCUUCUUCCCUGUCUGCUGUCUUAUAUCAAGGAUCUAGUUCUUAAUAUACUUAAGCAUCAUUAUUUAGUCCUUGUUCUCACUGUACAGUACAUAUGAUAUCGGUGUUCGUUAUUUCGGUGGGUCUGCUUGGGCUGGCGUUGGGCCAGGAUCAGACUCGAGUUCCAGGAACAUCUGGGGAAGAGGUUGUCGAAGCUGUGGUGAGCAGGAUCCGGGAAUCUUGUACCUUCUCUCACGACAAGCUGUUCCUCAGACGCCUGGCCUACGUGGAGACUCACGAUGGAACAGACGCUAAGACCUACAGACAUGGCUAUGAUGGAGGAAUAUGGCAGAUUGAUGAAAGCAAGUUCAUCAUCACCAAGGCAUCCAGCUCGGCUCGAGCCCUGUUCCCCAAGAUAACAUCUCGAUUUGGCAUUGAUUGGAACAUAACCAAUUGGGCAGACCUCAGGAAACCCAUCUUCUCGGUACUUGCAGCAGCUCUCUACCUCGCCACCUUGCCUGAAGACAUCCCUCAACGAACAGAAGACCAAGCCACCUUCUACCAGAGGCACUUCCGCAAUGACACUCAAUCAGUGCACAAUUUUUCAGAAGGAUCCAAACGUUUUGACACAGUCUGCCAACGAACAGACCUUGAUUUAGCUUUCCUCGUCGAUGCCUCCUCAAGUCUUGCUCCAGAGGAUUUUAAGAAAGCCAAACAGUUUGCGCAAAAUGUUGUGAAAAACUUCAAGAUAGGUCGUAAUGAUGUCCGAAUAGCGCUCGUAACUUUCAGCAGUGGGUACAAAUCUCAGUUUGAUUUCAACCAAUACACGAACAACGAUGACGUCCAUGAAGCAAUUGACCAAGUGCUCAAGUCAGAGGGACCCACGGACACCGACCAAGCAUUGGACUACGCUUCGGAAACGUUGUUUACCAAGUCUUCGGGUUCCAGAGAGGGGAGCUCGAAGGUUAUUCUGUUGGUUACAGACGGGAAAUCCACAGCUCCCAAGAGAACUCUUCCUGCCGCAAUACGCACCAGAAACAAAGGGAUUACAAUAUUUGCUAUUGGGGUAGGUGGUGAUGUGGACACGGACGAGCUGAGAAACCUUGCUAACAAGCCUGAGUGUACACAUGUUGUGACGCUUACCGGAUACGGAGAACUCAGUUCGCUUGUAGGUGAAAUCCAGGAGGUUUCAUGCAAGGCCCCAGCUGUCCUGACUCGCGGCCGCUACGUCUACCCCUGCUUGAACAGUGGGCUCUACCAGAUUGACAGUAACGGUUCAACAACACAGGUCAUGCUCGCCGUUACUGACGGCGCGGUCAGUGUUUACGGGUCCGUGAUCAAUCCCACCCCCAACCAGGCCGGCCACGACUUCUACAGCAUCUCCGUCCCGGCUACAGCUACCGUGGUAGUGAUAGACACGGAGCACAGACCCCUGUAUCUCAACAUCACCGCGUCUGGACCCGUCAACGGCUGCAGUGGCAACUACACCAUCAACAUUGGCAACGUGGAAAGAGUUAAUCUCAGUACCUCGGUCCUCUGUGUUCACCAUGACGUCGCCAGGGUGUGUUCUGUGGUGGACUUCUACCGUAACUUCUUCACAGUUGUGGAACCUCCAUAUAACAUAUCUAAUCCAUGCUUGAUGAGCGAGCCAGGAUUUCAAGCCCAUCCCACGGAUCAGACAAAGUUCAUCAUAUGUGGACCCAAUGGCAUAGACAACGUGUUCCAGUGUCACCAACAUCACAUCUACGACCAGAACAUCAUGGACUGCAUCGUUGGUGAACCCUCUACCACCACAUCUACUACUACAAGGACACCUGCAUCCACCACAAUUGCAGCUCCAAAUACAUCAACAAAUCCACCUUCUCAACCAGCUACAACCAUGAAAAGAACAUCAUUUCCACCUACCCCCACUGUAACCUCUAUGCCUGCUACUACAUCAACGACCUUUACAACAAAAACUACUACAACGAUAACUGCUUCAACCACUACAAUUAAACCCCCGACUGAAUCAACUCCACCUUCACUUCGCGUUACUACAAAAAUGAAUCCCACAACCUUUUCAUCAACAUCUACUACAACAACCACAACUACGACUUCUAUUCCCGCUACUUCACCAGCAACAUCUUCUACACCACCUGAAACUACAACCCCAAUCGUUAAGUCGUCACUUAGAUCACACAUACCCUCAGUAGGAACAAAACAGGCUGCCAUUCCAACAACAACUAUCAAAGCUCACCCUGACGUUGCUUCCACUAGAAGACCGUCGACAGCAACAUCCCAUUCUACGUCAGUUCGACCCAGCAUUCACUCACCGAGUACCCACCCAUGCACAGACGAAACCAAGGGACAUCUCAUCCCCUACCCCCAAGACGAGACUAAGUACAUUGACUGCUUCAUCUGGCCGAAUGUUGGAUAUGUCAUGACGUGCCAACAGGGGAAGAUCUGGGACCAGAGCAUUCUCACCUGCAUCUGCAAGUAUGUCAUUGUCGACCCAAAUAAGAUGACGGUCGACAAGAAUGUUCACAACCCUUGCGAGAGGAACCUUCACGAAGGGGAUCUGUUUUACUACCCCCACCCAGACAAGGACAAGUUCAUUCAGUGUGAUCAGUAUGGAGAUGCUUUCGUGAAGGUUUGUCCGAAAGGCGAAGCUUGGCAUCAAGCGGCUCUUCAGUGCGUCCCGAAUGGCUUUUGAAGACUUACGUGACGAACAAUUGGUGUACAAAGGAGUCCGCCUUUUAGAGGAGAGGGGUGGCGGUGGCUGAAUUUUUUAGCAUUUCUGUUUGAGCAUAAUUUGUUUAAGAAGAUACUAAAAACAGUUUUUCCAGUUUCAAAAUAGUGUCGUGGGGCCAAAAAAGAUUUGGUCCCUCCUUCCGAAAAACAGCAACAUAUACUACACCCAAUUCUUUCAUAUAACUAAAGUUGAUCUGUCAUGCCAUCACAGAUUAACUAAAGCAAUUCAUUCAAACAAUUAAAGUUAAUCUGUCACGUCAUGACGAAUAAACUAUAGCAAUAUGAAAGAUUCGGGUGUUCCUUAACUUGUUUUGAGAGUAUAUAUCUUGAAGAAGUGACCUUGAUGUCGCCUUGUAAUUAAUUUUGUGAAUAUUUCAUAUUUUGUUUUUUGGGGGGGUUCUUUUUUCUCCUUUUUUCUUUUUAAUCUCGGAGGGGUUGGGAUUUGUUCAAAAAUAGGAAAAUGGCAGUUUUGUCAUUAAUAAUAAAAUAUCUUGAUAAUAUUUGAAUGGAUCCUUUUUUUAUAUUUGAAUGAGUUUAUUUUUUUUUUAAAGUACAAUAAUUGUUAUAUUAAUCAUCUUUCUGAGGCAAAUGUAAGGUGAGGUGAAAUUGGGUUUAACGUCGAGUCCAAGAUCAUUGCACUUAUAUACUAGAGGCGUUCAAUAAGUUUUGCAACUUAGGCAUUUGUGUUUACACAAACAAUGUCAACGUGUGGCAGUUGUGGCACUAGUCAUAACAUAAGGUUGACACGUGUCAUAACAAGUUCCAGACACAACAAUAAGUUAGAUGUGAUGGCUUCAUUCACCUAAGGGUGGUCACAAUCAUGGAUUCUCUCAAACAUGAACAACGCGCUGUAAUAAAGUUCCUUCCAUGCUCCGGUUCACAAAUCGAGAAUUGCACAGGCCGCCAUAUGUGAAUGUGGAUUCGAACAGUUAAAUCACCCACUUAACAGCCCAGAUUUAGCCCCCAGUGACUAUUUCCUGUUCCGGCAAAUGAAAUCUGCCCUACGUGGAAGACGCUUCCAGGAUGACGAGGACAUAAAGGCUGCCACAGAGGCGUGGUUAGAGGGCCAAUCUGCGGACUUCUAUAAAAGUGGUAUUAAAAGCUUGAAGGACUAAUGCAAUAAGUGUAUGGAGGUUAAUGGAGAUUAUAUUGAAAAAUAAAAGUGCAAAAGAUA
Messenger RNA from Haliotis rufescens (red abalone), 3963 nucleotides. RefSeq lists its product as uncharacterized. Bases 175 to 2751 code for a protein of 858 amino acids. Gene Ontology annotation, molecular function: chitin binding. Gene Ontology annotation, cellular component: extracellular region. The record is from RefSeq and is a predicted model, not a curated record. The transcript has 8 exons. NCBI's taxonomy places the organism in Eukaryota, Metazoa, Mollusca, Gastropoda, Lepetellida, Haliotidae.